GCGAGAGCCGGCCAGGAGUCCGGGGAGCGCGGCGGCGCGGCGAUUGGGCGGCGGGCCGCUGACGCGCGCUGACGCGCGGAGACUUUAGGUGCAUGUUGGCAGCGGCAGCGCGAGCCACAUAAACAAAGGCACAUUGGCGGCCAGGGCCAGUCCGCCCGGCGGCUCGCGCUCGACUCCGCGGUCCUGCUCCCCUGCCCAGCCGGCCGCCUUCUCCUGCUCCCUCCCCGCUCCUGGCGACUUGGUUACCCUCGCCCCUCUCGCCCACCCCUGUCAGACCCUGCUACCAGGACUCCCAGAGGAAACUACACUUCGGCUGAGUUGAAUGAAUGAAGAGAGACGCGGAGAACUCCUAAGUGAGGAGGAGAUCCGACAGGCUGGACUCCCCAUUGCUUUUCUAAAAAUCUUGGAACUUUGUCCUUCGUUGAAUUACGACACUGUCCACCUUUAAUUUCCUCGAAAACGCCUGUAAUUCGGCUGAAGCCAUGCCUUGUGUUCAGGCGCAGUAUGGGUCCUCGCCUCAAGGAGCCAGCCCCGCUUCUCAGAGCUACAGUUACCACUCUUCGGGAGAAUACAGCUCCGAUUUCUUAACUCCAGAGUUUGUCAAGUUUAGCAUGGACCUCACCAACACUGAAAUCACUGCCACCACUUCUCUCCCCAGCUUCAGUACCUUUAUGGACAACUACAGCACAGGCUACGACGUCAAGCCACCUUGCUUGUACCAAAUGCCCCUGUCCGGACAGCAGUCCUCCAUUAAGGUAGAAGACAUUCAGAUGCACAACUACCAGCAGCACAGCCACCUGCCCCCCCAGUCCGAGGAGAUGAUGCCGCAUUCCGGGUCGGUUUACUACAAGCCCUCCUCGCCCCCGACGCCCACCACCCCGGGCUUCCAAGUGCAGCACAGCCCCAUGUGGGACGACCCAGGCUCUCUCCACAACUUCCAUCAGAACUACGUGGCCACCACGCACAUGAUCGAGCAGAGGAAAACGCCCGUCUCCCGCCUCUCCCUCUUCUCAUUUAAGCAAUCGCCUCCCGGCACCCCCGUGUCUAGCUGCCAGAUGCGUUUCGACGGGCCCCUGCACGUCCCCAUGAACCCGGAGCAGGCAGGCAGCCACCACGUGGUGGACGGGCAGACCUUCGCUGUGCCCAACCCCAUCCGAAAGCCUGCGUCCAUGGGCUUCCCAGGCCUGCAGAUCGGCCACGCAUCGCAGCUGCUGGACACGCAGGUGCCCUCGCCGCCGUCGCGGGGCUCGCCCUCCAACGAGGGAUUGUGCGCCGUGUGUGGCGACAACGCGGCCUGCCAACACUAUGGCGUGCGCACCUGUGAGGGCUGCAAAGGUUUCUUUAAGCGCACGGUACAAAAAAACGCAAAAUACGUGUGUUUAGCAAAUAAAAACUGCCCAGUGGACAAGCGGCGCCGGAAUCGCUGUCAGUAUUGCCGAUUUCAAAAGUGCCUGGCUGUUGGGAUGGUCAAAGAAGUGGUUCGCACGGACAGUUUAAAAGGCCGGAGAGGUCGUUUGCCCUCGAAACCGAAGAGCCCACAGGAGCCCUCUCCCCCCUCGCCCCCGGUGAGUCUGAUCAGUGCCCUCGUCAGGGCCCAUGUCGACUCCAACCCGGCUAUGACCAGCCUGGACUAUUCCAGGUUCCAGGCGAACCCUGACUAUCAGAUGAGUGGAGAUGACACCCAGCAUAUCCAGCAGUUCUAUGAUCUCCUGACUGGCUCCAUGGAGAUCAUCAGGGGCUGGGCUGAGAAGAUCCCAGGCUUCGCUGACCUGCCCAAAGCCGACCAAGACCUGCUUUUUGAAUCAGCUUUCUUAGAACUGUUUGUGCUUCGAUUAGCGUACAGGUCCAACCCAGUGGAGGGUAAACUCAUCUUUUGCAAUGGGGUGGUCUUGCACAGGUUGCAAUGCGUUCGUGGCUUUGGGGAAUGGAUUGAUUCCAUUGUUGAAUUCUCCUCCAACUUGCAGAAUAUGAACAUCGACAUUUCUGCCUUCUCCUGCAUUGCUGCCCUGGCUAUGGUCACAGAGAGACACGGGCUCAAGGAACCCAAGAGAGUGGAAGAACUGCAAAACAAGAUUGUAAAUUGUCUCAAAGACCAUGUGACUUUCAAUAAUGGGGGGUUGAACCGCCCCAACUAUUUGUCCAAACUAUUGGGGAAGCUCCCAGAACUCCGUACUCUUUGCACACAGGGGCUACAGCGCAUUUUCUACCUGAAACUAGAAGACUUGGUACCACCGCCAGCAAUAAUUGACAAACUUUUCCUGGACACUUUACCUUUCUAAGACCUUCUCCCAUGCACUUCAAAGGAACUGGAAAGAAACCUAAAACUAUCCAGAGGGGGGAAGUCACAAGGCAGAGAUAUCCCCAUGAGCUGCCUCAGCUCUAGCCGGCCCCCACUCCCUCCAAAAAAUCCCAGUCCCUUAAUCCCUAAAGAAACAAAACAAAACAAAACAAAACAAAACAACAAAAACUGUUGCUAUUUCCUAACCUGCAGGCAGAACCUAAAAGGGCAUUUUGGCUCCGGGGCAUCCUGGAUUUAGAACAUGGACUGCACACAAUACAGUGGUAUAAACUUUUUAUUAUCAGUUUAAAAAUCAGUUUAUUGUUCAGAAGAAAGAUUCCUAAUGUAUGAUGGGGGAAAUGUUUGGCCAUGUUUGGUUGUUGCAGUUAAGACAAAUGUAAUACAUACACACACACACACACACACACACACACACACACGCACACAUUCACUCACACAUUGUAAGGGGACCCACAAGUAUUGCCCUUUAAAAGACUUCAAAGUUUUCUGCUGUAAAGAAAGCUGUAAUAUAUAGUAAAACUAAAUGUUGCGUGGGUGGCAUGAGUUGAAGAAGGGAAAGGCUUGUAAAUUUAUCCAAUGCAGUUUGGCUUUUUAAAUUAUUUUGUGCCUAUUUAUGAAUACAUAUUACAAAUUCUAAAAGAUAAGUGUGUUUGCAAAAAAAAAAAAAAAGAAAAAAG
Mustela erminea (ermine) is the source of this 2976-nucleotide messenger RNA. It is a transcript of the gene NR4A2, whose product is annotated as nuclear receptor subfamily 4 group A member 2. Bases 483 to 2279 code for a protein of 598 amino acids. Gene Ontology annotation, molecular function: nuclear receptor activity; zinc ion binding; nuclear glucocorticoid receptor binding. Gene Ontology annotation, cellular component: nucleus; transcription regulator complex. Lineage: Eukaryota; Metazoa; Chordata; Mammalia; Carnivora; Mustelidae. Gene Ontology annotation, biological process: cellular response to corticotropin-releasing hormone stimulus; regulation of transcription by RNA polymerase II; dopaminergic neuron differentiation. The transcript has 8 exons. The record is from RefSeq and is a predicted model, not a curated record.